CACCGGUGUGGUAAAGCCAAAACAUUUCGCAAUACCUUACAAAAACGUAUAAUUGGGGGUAGACCAGCGAUGUUCGCAGAAUAUCCAUGGCAAGCGCAUAUUAGAGUUUCUGAAUACCAAUGUGGUGGUGUUUUGAUUUCUAAUGAAUUUGUUGCUACUGCUGCGCAUUGCAUACAACAGGUUAAACUUCAGGAUAUAAUUGUGUAUUUAGGUGAACUGGACACUCAAGAUAUGGGUCUCAUAUAUGAACCACUACCAGUUGAAAAACAUAAUGUGACAGAGAAAAUAGUUCACCCGUACUUUCAAUUCCGAAUGACUCAACCAGACCGUUAUGAUGUUGCAUUGCUGAAACUGGAUAAAGCCACACAUUUCAGUAAUCAUAUACAACCAAUUUGUUUGCCGCAAAAUUCGUUUGAUCUUAUUGGACGUACUGGUAUUAUAGCUGGAUGGGGGAAAACUGAAGCAAGUUACGGCAUAUCUGGUACCAAUGUACUUCAUGUAGCUAAAGUGCCGAUCAUAAGUACGGCAGAAUGUAUUCGAUGGCAUAAAGCAAAAUACAUAAAUGUUGAAAUCUUUAGUGAAAUGUUUUGUGCAGGAUACCCAAACGGAAACCAGGAUGCUUGUUUAGGUGACUCCGGCGGACCUCUUGUCAUAAAAGAACAUGACCGUUUUAUCCUUAUUGGUAUUACUAGUGCAGGUUUUGGUUGUGGAAUUGAUCACCAACCUGGAAUAUAUCAUAAUAUCCAGAAGACGUCAAAGUGGAUUGAAGAUGUUAUUACAGGAUAUAUAUAAGUU
Molecule: messenger RNA, 795 nt
Organism: Teleopsis dalmanni
Lineage: Eukaryota; Metazoa; Arthropoda; Insecta; Diptera; Diopsidae
Product: serine proteinase stubble-like
Exons: 4
Biological process (GO): proteolysis
Molecular function (GO): serine-type endopeptidase activity
Source: RefSeq, a predicted model, not a curated record